Messenger RNA from Coccinella septempunctata (seven-spotted ladybird), 2312 nucleotides. RefSeq lists its product as uncharacterized. Gene Ontology annotation, cellular component: nucleus. Bases 246 to 2312 code for a protein of 688 amino acids. Gene Ontology annotation, molecular function: DNA binding. Lineage: Eukaryota; Metazoa; Arthropoda; Insecta; Coleoptera; Coccinellidae. The transcript is spliced from 4 exons. The record is from RefSeq and is a predicted model, not a curated record.
AUCUCAUAAGUGGUUUCUGAUAUACUUUGAGAUUGGUCCGAAGUUUUCAACAAGACAGGUAAUUAUCCAUUUUAUCGUUGAUAUUCAUUAUUAGCCAAUUUUUUGAUUUUUUACCAAAAUACGACAGUUUGAAAGUCAGGCAUAAGAUGGGCUACCAUGAGACACGAAUUUUGGGCCUCCUUGAGACGUGUCUCAUGGUGGCCCAUAAGUAAAGAUUCCUAUUGAAUAAGUUUUUCGUUCAAGGCAUGUCAAGAGGACGAAAAAGGAAAUCUGACAAAGGCCUGUUCAGUGCAGACUCGAUGAAACAGGCUGUCAAAGAUGUAAUUGUACAUAACUUGAGUUUAAGGAAGGCAGCGGAGAAAAACAACGUUAAACACCAGACAUUAGCUAGGUACGUUAAAAAAACACAAGAUACUAAAGGUAAUAAAGAAGAAUUAUCUUACCGCCCCCACUAUGAUACACGGAGAGUGUUUUCCGACGAACAGGAAAAUAUUCUGAAGGAUUUCAUUAUCAAAUGUAGCCAAAUGUGCUACGGCAGGUCCACAAAAGAUGUUAGACAGUUAGCUUAUGAACUUGCCGUCCACAACAAAAUUCAUAUCCCAAAGCAAUGGAUAGAGAAUAAGACAGCGGGGGUGGACUGGUUACAGGGGUUCAUGAAACGUCACCCAGAACUGAGUAUUAGGCAACCAGAAGCCUGCAGCCUUUCUAGAGCUACAUCCUUCAAUCGCAACAACGUCGAGCAGUUUUUUCGAAACUUAGAAGAUGUAUUGAAGCGCUACAAUGGUUUUGCCGCUGGAACUCGUGUCUAUAAUCUGGACGAGACCUCCACAACCACAGUCCAAAAAUCCUCAAGGAUUUUAGCGAAAAAAGGAGUGAAGCAAAUAAACAAGGUGACUAGUGGAGAACGUGGAUUAUUGGUAACCACCUGCUGCAUUAUAAGUUCUGCAGGAAAUGCUUUACCACCAGCUAUGAUCUUUCCCAGGGUUAAUUUCAAGCCUCACAUGUUACACGGAGCUCCAUCAGGAACCUUAGGCCUCGCUACCCCAUCGGGUUGGAUGAAUUCUGAGCUUUUCGUAUCUGUUAUUAAGCACUUUAUUUUUCACUCUGGCAGUUCAAAGUUGAAUCCAACCUUGCUACUGUUCGAUAAUCAUGAAAGUCACCUUUCAAUUGAAACCCUGAACCUGGCUAAAGACAACGGAGUUGUUAUUUUAACACUGCCGCCCCAUUGUUCUAAUAAACUACAACCAUUGGAUGUAUCAGUAUUUGGGCCAUUCAAGACCUAUUAUAACAGUGCAUUGGACUCAUGGAUGAUGACAAAUCCUGGAAUUCCAGUUACAAUAUUCCAGAUUGCCGAGUGCGUUGGAUAUGCGUUUGACAAAUCCAUGACCCCUAACAACAUCAAAGCAGGUUUCGAAAAAUGUGGCAUUGUGCCAUUUGAUAGCCACGUUUUUGGAGAUGGCGAUUUCCGAAUGAGCAGCGUCACUGAUAGGGAGGAACCUUCAAAAACAAGCCAAGGAGAAAUUACUGUUGAAACACCUACUGACAAAAGCGAAGUUUUAGAAGCUCAUACAGGCAAUAAGGAAAUUGAAUUAUUAAACAGAACUCCUGAAAAAAAUACUUCAGAAGCGAUUAACUUUAAAUCCCCGGAAGAACUAUUUGGAUAUCCAAAAGCCAAACCAAGAAAAACCUCUAAUCCCAGAAAGAGGGGUAAAAGUAUUAUAGCUACUGAUACACCCGAGAAAUUAGAAAUUGAAAAUAAAUUUUUGGAGAAGAAGCGGAAGGAGUCACUUAGAAUGGCCAAGAGAACCAAGCGAAUGUUGGUCCAUUUGCCAAUAGCUAAAAAAAAUCGACAAUAUGCUUCGUCAUCUGAAAGUGAACAUAGCUCAUUCAUUUCUGAUUCCUCAGACGCAGAGUCGUUUGAUGAGUUAAAUAUGAACGGAAAAGCAGAAGUCAAGGCAAAAUGGCAAAAUUUAAGAAGCAAUUAUAUGAGGGAAAAGCGGAAGCUGAAAAAUAUCCCUUCUGGGGCCGAUGCAAAAAGGGCGAAAAUUACAUGGCCGUACUUCAAGUCACUGUGGUUUCUCGAUCCACCAUUGAAACAUAAAGCAACUUCAGGAAACGUUCCAGAAUCCGCCAAUUUCAAUACUAGUGAAAUUGCUGAGGAUAACACAGAAUUUGAUUAUGAGCUGCAAGAAGAAAGCCAAGAGUCGCUUCAAGAAGAAGGGGACUCUCAUCAACAAAGAAUUAUUCAGUCAAAGGGAGUUGAAAAUAAUAUGCAAGAUUUUCAACCUUACUCCCAUCGAUCAAACAAUUGA